GGCUGUACAUAUCCGCAAAAGAGACCGAACCGAUCACUUCACCAAAGUACUCACAGCUGUUUGAAAGAGUUUUUUAUUCUCUUUGCGAAGCUCUGUUAUUCUACUUGAAAACUAGCCAUGGCGAAUCAACCUGAAUCAUCUGAUCCGAAGGGAGCGAAGAGGGACUUUAGCACCGCGAUUUUGGAGAAGAAGAAGGCGGUGAAUCGUUUGGUUGUGGAUGAGGCCAUCAACGAUGACAACUCCGUCGUGUCUCUACACCCUGAAACCAUGGAGAAGCUACAGCUCUUUCGUGGAGAUACCAUCUUACUCAAGGGGAAGAAGAGGAAGGAUACUGUGUGUAUUGCUUUAGCUGAUGACACAUGUGAUGAACCAAAGAUUAGGAUGAACAAAGUUGUCAGGUCGAACCUGAGAGUUAGGCUCGGAGAUGUAGUCUCUAUCCAUCAGUGCCCUGAUGUCAAGUAUGGGAAGCGUGUUCACAUCUUACCCUUAGAUGAUACCAUUGAAGGGAUUACUGGAAAUAUAUUUGAUGCCUACCUUAAACCUUAUUUCUUGGAGGCAUACCGCCCAGUGAGGAAGGGUGAUCUUUUCCUAGUUAGAGGAGGGAUGAGAAGUGUUGAGUUUAAGGUUAUUGAGACCGAUCCUGAUGAGUACUGUGUGGUGGCUCCAGACACAGAGAUAUUCUGUGAGGGUGAACCUAUAAAGAGAGAGGAUGAGGAGAGGUUGGAUGAAGUUGGUUACGAUGAUGUCGGUGGUGUUAGGAAACAAAUGGCUCAGAUUAGGGAACUUGUUGAGCUCCCUUUGAGGCACCCACAGCUCUUCAAGUCCAUCGGUGUUAAGCCUCCUAAAGGAAUCUUACUCUAUGGCCCUCCUGGUUCAGGCAAGACACUGAUUGCUCGUGCUGUUGCUAAUGAGACCGGUGCGUUUUUCUUCUGUAUCAAUGGUCCGGAGAUCAUGUCCAAGCUAGCUGGUGAGAGUGAAAGCAACCUUAGGAAAGCGUUCGAGGAGGCUGAGAAGAAUGCACCUUCCAUCAUUUUCAUUGAUGAGCUUGAUUCCAUUGCUCCAAAACGAGAGAAGACGCAUGGGGAGGUUGAGAGAAGGAUUGUUUCACAGCUCUUGACGCUAAUGGAUGGUCUUAAAUCAAGAGCUCAUGUGAUUGUUAUGGGAGCUACCAACCGUCCUAACAGCAUUGACCCGGCUUUGAGAAGGUUUGGAAGAUUUGACAGGGAGAUUGAUAUUGGUGUUCCCGAUGAGAUUGGUCGUCUUGAAGUUCUCAGGAUUCACACCAAGAACAUGAAGCUCGCAGAAGAUGUUGAUUUGGAAAGAGUAUCUAAAGACACACAUGGGUAUGUUGGUGCGGACCUUGCGGCAUUAUGCACUGAAGCUGCUCUCCAAUGCAUCCGGGAGAAGAUGGAUGUGAUUGACCUAGAAGAUGAGGAGAUAGAUGCUGAGAUUCUCAACUCUAUGGCUGUGACUAAUGAGCAUUUCCAGACAGCUCUUGGUAAUAGCAAUCCUUCUGCUCUACGUGAGACGGUCGUUGAGGUGCCUAAUGUUUCUUGGGAAGACAUUGGUGGUCUUGAGAAUGUCAAGAGGGAACUACAAGAGACUGUUCAAUAUCCAGUGGAGCAUCCUGAGAAGUUUGAGAAGUUUGGUAUGUCGCCAUCUAAAGGAGUCCUGUUCUACGGUCCUCCUGGUUGUGGAAAGACCCUUUUGGCCAAGGCCAUCGCCAACGAGUGUCAAGCCAAUUUCAUCAGUAUCAAAGGUCCCGAGCUCCUGACAAUGUGGUUCGGAGAAAGUGAGGCCAAUGUGAGAGAGAUAUUCGACAAAGCACGCCAGUCUGCUCCUUGUGUUCUUUUCUUUGAUGAGCUAGACUCCAUCGCCACUCAGAGAGGGAGCAGCGUUGGAGACGCCGGUGGCGCAGCAGACAGAGUAUUGAACCAGCUUCUGACGGAGAUGGAUGGUAUGUCUGCUAAGAAGACCGUCUUUAUCAUCGGAGCAACAAACAGACCAGAUAUCAUCGACCCUGCGCUUCUUCGUCCCGGUCGUCUUGAUCAGCUCAUCUACAUUCCUCUUCCUGAUGAGGAGUCUCGUUACCAGAUCUUUAAGUCUUGCUUGAGGAAGUCUCCAGUGGCUAAAGAUGUUGACUUAAGGGCUCUUGCGAAGUACACACAAGGGUUCAGCGGUGCAGACAUCACAGAGAUUUGUCAGCGUGCUUGCAAGUACGCCAUCAGAGAGAACAUCGAGAAGGAUAUUGAGAAGGAGAGGAAGAAGGCAGAGACACCAGAAGCAAUGGAAGAGGACGAGGAGGAGAUUGCAGAGAUAAAAGCUAGUCAUUUUGAAGAAUCAAUGAAGUUUGCGAGGAGGUCUGUGAGUGAUGCAGACAUACGCAAGUAUCAGGCUUUUGCUCAGACUCUCCAGCAGUCACGUGGGAUUGGGAGUGAGUUCAGGUUCCCUGAUGCGACAGGCACUGGAGGUGCAGCCGCCAUGGCUGGUGGAGGUGACCCGUUUGCUACUGCGGGAGGAGCAGCUGAGGACGAUGAUCUCUAUAGUUAAAUAAAUAUGAUCAGAGUCUUUUCUCUCUGUACUUUGUUCCCUAGAAAAUCUUUAACUUGUUUCUGUCAUGUUUUUAUUUAGUGUUUUUGUAUGUAUAAUGAAUCUAUUAUAUGGAUGUAUGAGGAAAUAAAUCUU
Brassica oleracea var. oleracea is the source of this 2685-nucleotide messenger RNA. Its product is annotated as cell division control protein 48 homolog D. Gene Ontology annotation, cellular component: cytosol; VCP-NPL4-UFD1 AAA ATPase complex; nucleus. The record is from RefSeq and is a predicted model, not a curated record. NCBI's taxonomy places the organism in Eukaryota, Viridiplantae, Streptophyta, Magnoliopsida, Brassicales, Brassicaceae. The coding region runs from base 118 to 2550 and encodes 810 amino acids. Gene Ontology annotation, biological process: autophagosome maturation; mitotic spindle disassembly; retrograde protein transport, ER to cytosol. Gene Ontology annotation, molecular function: polyubiquitin modification-dependent protein binding; ATP hydrolysis activity; ATP binding. The transcript has 8 exons.